Molecule: messenger RNA, 1392 nt
Organism: Hirsutella rhossiliensis
Lineage: Eukaryota; Fungi; Ascomycota; Sordariomycetes; Hypocreales; Ophiocordycipitaceae
Product: subtilase family domain-containing protein
Exons: 3
Coding region: 1-1392 (463 amino acids)
Biological process (GO): proteolysis
Molecular function (GO): serine-type endopeptidase activity
Source: RefSeq, a predicted model, not a curated record
AUGAAGAUUACAACUCUCUUUUUGGCUGUCCUUACUGGGGGGGUUGCGCGCAUAGUCAAUGACCGAACGGGUCCUGGGCCGGAGAAUACACUGGAUUCGGGUUCAGUUACAGAACCAAGCGGACAUUCGAUUACGAACGACUCUGGCAAUAGUGAAGAGAUAUAUAUCGUGGCUAUGCAAGACGGCUUAAAAGAUAAGGAUCUUGAAUCUCACCUUCAAUUGGUAGAUUCCAAGCACCGGGCCAGUCUUAAUAGUAGCGAUCGUCAGUUCAAGGGUCGUCAGGACACCUUUUUCGGGGAGAAAUACGGGUUUCAUGGUUAUACAGGUAGCUUCGCAUCACAAGUCAUUGAUUAUAUCCGUAAACAGCCCCAAGUCAAAUCCGUGGAAAAGGAUCAGAUCAUACAUGCCAACCUAACCCUCCGCGAACUGGAGACAGAUUCAGAGGUGGAAAACGAGUCAUUAAAGCCGCCAACACGUGUACAAAGGAGAGCAGGGACGUUAGUUACCCAGCGCUGGGCGCCUCACAACCUUCGGGAUAUCUCUCACAGAUUUGCCACAAAAAAAUGGCGGCCUUCAGCUUUAUACAAGUACUAUUACGAUUCUGAUGCCGGGAGCAACACCUACGCCUAUGUCGUCGAUUCGGGUGUUCGAAUUACACAUAAAGAAUUUGAGGGCCGAGCUGAAAAUGGCUGGACUCGAUAUAAGGACGACUACGAAGACAAAAAAGGACACGGUACCCACGUCGCUGGAAUCAUUGCCUCUAAGACCUACGGUGUGGUCAAGAAUGCUCACAUCAUAUCUGUGAAGGUGACGCAAGACGGAGCAAUUGCCGCUACUACAAUGAUAAACGCCGUCCAUUGGAUCAUGGAGGAUAUUGAAAAAAAAAAUCGCCUUGGCAGGGCCGUGAUUAACAUGUCUCUCAAUAUCGGCAUUUCGGAAGCUUUAGACAAUCUUAUCGACAAGGUUUUCAAGAAGGGCGUGUUGACUGUCGCUGCCUCAGGUAACGAGGGCAAAUGUGCCUGGGGGUCGCCUGCUCGCUCACCGAAUGCCAUAACUGUUGGAAGUAUUAACACAGACUGGAGCGUUGCGUCUUACUGUAACUUGGGGCCUGUGGUCGAUAUUUUCGCCCCAGGAGCGCAGAUCCCGUCGGUUACAUAUAAGAAGGAUACCGGCAAUGCGAAAAAGACUGGCACCUCAAUGGCUGCGCCCCAUGUUGCCGGCCUCGUCUUGAAUGCUAUGUCAGUUUACGGCAUAACUGAUGCUCAGAAGAUUACAGACUUCCUCUUCCAAACUUCUACAAAGGAUCAAGUAAAGGGUGAACUUGGUGGCGUGCCAAAUCGGGUUGCUAAUAACAAUAAUGGCAAGCAGCGGAAGCCGUGUGAAGCUGUGUAA